Messenger RNA from Fonsecaea multimorphosa CBS 102226, 1839 nucleotides. RefSeq lists its product as uncharacterized. Bases 1 to 1839 code for a protein of 612 amino acids. Lineage: Eukaryota; Fungi; Ascomycota; Eurotiomycetes; Chaetothyriales; Herpotrichiellaceae. The transcript is spliced from 4 exons. The record is from RefSeq and is a predicted model, not a curated record.
AUGGCUCCUGCAGUGACGACGGGGCCGAAACGGCCUAUCAUCAUUGGAAAUGUGGCCGGCGCGAUGGAAGAUUGUCCAUAUGCCAUGCACCGAAUGGUGACGGAAGGCUACGUGGAUGCAAUUGCUGGUGACUGGCUGUCCGAGUUGAACAUCGCUUGGAACGCCAUUCGAAAGCACAACGAUCCCACCCAGGGAUACGAGGUUGGCUUCCUCGAACAGCUGGACGACUGCAUCGAUAUUAUCGCGCAGAAAGGGAUAAAAUGUGUCACGAAUGCCGGAGCCCUCAAUACCCCCGAAUGUGCGAGGAAGGCGAUUGAGAUUUGCCAACGACAUGGGCAGGGUCAUCUAAAGGUUGCCUACGUCCAGGGUGACGACAUCUCCGACAUUGUGGUCGACCCAGCCAGACAACAACAACUCGGGGGUAUCGUCCAUCUUGAUCAUCCGGAACGAAAGCUGGAGGACUGGGAUAGGAAACCCUACUGCGGUGUAGCCUACAUCGGCGCAUGGGGCAUUGCUGAGGCUCUGCGAUGUGGUGCAGAUAUCGUGAUUUGUGGUCGGGUCACGGAUGCUAGUCCUGUCAUUGGACUCGCAGCAUGGUGGCACGAUUGGCCUCACGAUGCCUGGGAUCAGCUGGCCGGCGCCUUGGUUGCAGGACACCUGAUUGAGUGCGGUCCCUACGUAACAGGAGCAAACUUCUCUGGAGUGAGGCCCUAUUUGGAUGGGCUCGUGGACCUGGGAUUUCCGAUCGCCGAAGUUGCCCACGAUGGCUCCGUCGUCAUCACAAAACAUCUAGAAGCUGCUGGAUUUGUCGACGAAAUGAAUGUGCGAGCACAGUUCUUGUACGAGAUUCAGGGCACAAAGUACAUCAAUUCCGAUGUCUGCGCCGACAUUGCAAACGUCAAAAUUGAAAACACGGGCAAAAAGGACCGGGUUCACGUCUCUGGCGCUGUAGGAAGUCCGCCACCGCCGACGACCAAGGCUAUUGUGGUGGCAAUUGGGGGAUACCAAGCCGAAGCCACUUUCUACAUGAACGGAUUGGACAUCGACGCGAAAGAGAAAUUCAUGCGGCAGCAGUUGGAAUACGCCUUCCGAAACGCGAAUUUCUCCGAACUGAGUAUCGAACGGCACGGGUCCGCGGCAGUUAACCCACCUCGCCAGUCUUUGGGAACUGUGGGCUACCGGGUGCUCGUUAAAGGUCGCAAGGCGGAAGAUAUCAGCGAAGAGGUGUUUCGAAAACAUGUCUAUGCACUCCGCAUGCAAUUUUACGCAGGAUACCACAUGUCGCUAGAUUUUCGGACCAUGGCCCCCAAGAUGUUUAUGGAGCUUUUUCCAGGGACGAUUUCCUAUACCUCCCUUCCGCAUCGAGUGGUGUUGGACGACAAAGAGAUUGCAAUUCGGCACCACGGCAUUACGGAGCCACCGCCGGGGAAGAGACCCAGCAAGGAGACCGACAAUCCCACUCCUUUAGAGACCUUUGGACCUACUCGGUUCGUCCCUUUGGGCUCUGUCGCCCACGCCCGAUCUGGGGAUAAGGGUGACAAUUGCAAUGUCGGAUUUUUUGUCCGGAGUGCUCAAGAAUACAAGUGGCUCCAGUCAUAUUUGACUGUCCCACUAAUCAUUGAUUUGAUGGGCGAAGAUUUCAAACAAGGCACUACAGUCGAGAGAUGCGAGUUUCCUCAAAUCUGGGCCGUACAUUUCCGCUUUCUGGACUUUCUGGGGGGAGGUGCGGCCAGUAGCACCAGAAUCGACAUGUUGGGCAAGGGCGUGGCUGAGUAUCUGAGGAGCAAGUUUGUGGAUGUCCCCGUUCAAUUUUUGGACAAUCCUAUCUCCCUGGCAUAA